UCGAGGAAGUGGGUAGGACGGGCAGAUUCCGAAGCGACAGAGAAGAGUUUGUUGUUGACUUUUUUUCCGGAGGAUAAACGCCUCGUCGUUCUGCCAAAAUGUCGGAUUUUGACGCUAACCCCUUCGCGGAGCCCAGCAACAUUAACCCAUUCAAUGAUCCUUCAGUUACUCAAGUGACAAACUCCAGCAUCGAGCCGAUCGACCAGUAUAACCCCUUCCCCCAGUCCAAUGACUUUGCCGGCGCUCAGACGACCCCGGCCUCCACGUCCCCCUACCAGCCGGCCGUGUUGCAGCCGUCCACAGAACCCAGCCCACAGGCAUCCGCUGCCGCAGCUCAGGCCAACCUGCUGAGGCAGCAGGAGGAGCUGGAGAGGAAAGCAGCCGAACUGGACCGCAGGGAGCAGGAGCUGCAGAACCGGGCCCCCACAGGUAAAGAGAACAACUGGCCUCCGCUACCCAAGUUCUUCCCCAUCCAACCUUGUUUCUAUCAGGACUUCUCAGAGGAAAUCCCGGCCGAGUACCAGAGAGUCUGCAAAAUGAUGUACUACCUCUGGAUGUUCAACUGUGUGACUCUGUUCCUCAACCUGCUGGCGUGUCUGGCUUACUUCAUCGAUUCCCCGAAUCACGGCGUCGACUUCGGCCUCUCCAUUCUCUGGCUCGUUCUCUUCACGCCCUGCUCCUUCCUCUGCUGGUACCGGCCAGUGUACAAGGCCUUCAGGAGCGACAGCUCCUUCAACUUCUUCUUCUUCUUCUUUGUGUUUUUCUGCCAUGUGGCCAUCGUCAUCAUCCAGGCCGUGGGCAUCCCCUACUGGGGAAACAGCGGUUGGAUUUCUGCCUUCACUGAGAUCGGCAACGGCAAAAAGGCGGUGGGAGGCAUCAUGAUCAUCGUGGCCUGCCUCUUUACGACCGGGGCCGUGAUGUCCAUCGUCCUGCUGAAGAUGGUCCACAGCCUGUACCGCCGCACCGGGGCCAGUUUCCAGAAGGCCCAGCAGGAGUUCUCCCAGGGCGUGGUCACCAGCAAAGGCUUCCAGACUGCAGCCUCCGGAGCGGCAUCCGCUGCCGCCCGCGGAACCUUCCAGGGCAACAACUGAGAGCUUGACUGAGCUCAAAUCAACGAUCACCGUAGCUUCUGGUUUCUGCAUCUGCAGCUGAGUGACGACGUCCAGCUGUGUGCAAGUGUGUGUGUGUGUGUGUGUGUGCGUGUGUGUGUGUGUGUGUGUGUGCGUGUGGGCGAGAAGAGCAGCUGAUGGGGGGAAAGUCGCAUAUCAAAUGAAAACUAGAGGGGCAGAAACAAAUGAAGAUUAACAAUGUCCAUUUCAGCAUGCUUCUGCUUUGUAUAUGUUGUUUCAAUGCCUUUUCUGACAAUGCUCUUAUGUGUGUGUGUGUGUGUGUGUGUGUGUGUGUGUGUGUGUGUGUGUGUGUGUGAGAGACAGGCCGGUUCCAUAUGUGGGAGCAGGGUGAAUAUAACUGAGAUGAAGUGUUUUGUUUUGUCAUUGAUCUAACUUGUGUUUUGUCUCAGAAUCUGCAGAAUUAUGGAAAAUAAGUUGUGUUUUGUUGUAUUUGCUUCAACAUGGACAUUACUGUAAAUAUUGAUUUUGAAUCAGUCAGCAAACUCGCUCUGCUCUGUGGGGGUUUCACAUGAAUGUAACUUGGCGACAGAAAGCAGAAUUGCCAGAGCCUUGACGUAGUUUCAGACUUUAAUGUGUUGUUUUUGUUUGUUUGUUUUUUUACUUUAGGAUUGAUUUUUUUAAUUACGUUUAUUCAUUUUUAAGCAUCAUUUCACCAUUUUGUGAAGCAACUUUGGCUGGAUUAUAGAAUAUAGAAUAUGAAACAUUUCCAGUUGCACUGACAGCAACUCAUACAGUCCAUUCUGAUUCAAUCAUUUAGGAGCAGACAGUCUGAUCUGUGUUACUUUGUUUUAUGCCAGUAGCUCUGCUGUCAGUGGAUUUUCCUUUUUUUAAAUGAGAAAAUACAUAUUUUCUUAGCAAUCAAAGCUUUCCAAUAGUUCAUAACGAUCACGGCUCUCUGACUUCUUUGAAGGUCAUUUUUGUGUGUCUGUUUUGCUUGUCUGAGCUUGCAGACAUGUAAAUUAUGUCCACUGUACAUUUCUCCCAUUUCCUAUCUUAAAAAGCGUGUCUGUGUGUGUUAUUUAAUGUAGUGUUUAAAAACCUCAAUUGAGAUGUAACUUCUGUAAGUAUUCUUUUUUUCUAAAUAUUUGCAGAUUGUUUUUUUUUCUUCCACUAAACGAGUGGUUGAUGCAAGAUUUGAAUUUAUUUUUUUUGUCAUUUUGUUCGACUUGGAUGAAUUGUUCUGGGAAAAAGACAACUGGGUCCCUUUUGUAUUUCAAUAGUAAGUAUUGCAUCUAAUAAAAAUGCUUUGCUCUCA
Messenger RNA from Poeciliopsis prolifica (blackstripe livebearer), 2385 nucleotides. RefSeq names its product secretory carrier membrane protein 2 (gene scamp2). Gene Ontology annotation, biological process: protein transport. Gene Ontology annotation, cellular component: recycling endosome membrane; trans-Golgi network membrane. NCBI's taxonomy places the organism in Eukaryota, Metazoa, Chordata, Actinopteri, Cyprinodontiformes, Poeciliidae. Bases 99 to 1091 code for a protein of 330 amino acids. The record is from RefSeq and is a predicted model, not a curated record. The transcript is spliced from 9 exons.